Molecule: messenger RNA, 1984 nt
Organism: Rhagoletis zephyria (snowberry fruit fly)
Lineage: Eukaryota; Metazoa; Arthropoda; Insecta; Diptera; Tephritidae
Product: cystathionine beta-synthase-like
Cellular component (GO): cytoplasm
Molecular function (GO): cystathionine beta-synthase activity
Source: RefSeq, a predicted model, not a curated record
UAAAUAUGAGUCCAAUUAAUUUAUUCUUAUCCAUUUUAUUUCCACAGCUAAUUUGCAAUGCCUGCCAAUAAACCUUAUGAACGCCCAAAGGAUUUCAUUGAUCCUGGUUUGCCAUCGAAAUGCACUUGGCAUUUGGGCACAAAGGAAAAGACGCCACAUACCCAACGACCUAUCGCUCACCGUCAGAAACUGACGCCAAAUAUUUUAGAGGUUAUUGGCUGCACACCACUGGUCAAACUGAAUGCGAUACCCAAAGCGGAGGGUAUCAAAUGUGAAAUGUAUGCCAAGUGCGAGUUCCUAAACCCUGGUGGUUCGGUUAAAGACCGCAUUGGCUAUCGCAUGGUUCAAGAUGCCGAGGAAAAAGGCUUACUCAAACCCGGCUGCACAAUCAUCGAACCAACUUCGGGCAAUACAGGUAUUGGCAUUGCCAUGGCAUCCGCUGUGAAGGGUUACAAUUGUGUAAUCGUGAUGCCGGAGAAAAUGUCUAAUGAGAAAGUAUCUGCACUACGUGCCUUAGGCGCCAAAAUCAUACGCACACCAACCGAAGCGCCAUACGAUAGUCCUGAAGGCCUAAUAUGUGUGGCGCAACGUCUGCAAAAGGAAUUACCAAAUGCUAUUGUUUUGGAUCAGUACCGUAAUGCUGGCAACCCACUCGCGCACUAUGAUGGCACUGGCGCCGAAAUAUUGUGGCAGACAGAUAACAAAGUAGAUGUGGUAGUCGUAUGCGCAGGCACCUGCGGCACAGUCACCGGCAUUGGUCGCAAAAUCAAGGAGGUAUUGCCCAACUGCAAAGUGAUUGGCGUCGAUCCUUACGGUUCGGCAUUGGCGCGUCCUCAAGCACUCAAUAAGACGAAUGUGAACUUUUAUGAAGUUGAGGGUAUUGGUUAUGAUUUCACGCCUACUGUUAAUGACUACGACGUUGUGGAUUCAUGGUUAAAAGUGGAUGAUAAACAGAGCUUUACGAUGGCGAAGCGUUUGAAUGCCGAAGAGGCGUUGCUAUGCGGGGGUUCGGGUGGUUCCGCCAUGUAUGCCGCGUUGCAGGUCGCCAAGGAAUUGAAGGAGGGACAACGUUGUGUAGUUAUUCUGCCCGAUGGUAUACGAAAUUAUAUGACGAAAUUUGUAUCGAAUAAUUGGAUGGAGGCGCGUGACCUCAAACCGGUGGUGAACGAACACAAUCACUGGUGGUGGGAUACGCCGGUGAGUGCGUUGAACAUGAAGGUACCUGUGGUGCUUAAAUCGGAUGUGAGCUUUACCAAGGCGAUUGAGGCUCUGAACGAGCACAAUGUUGAACAAUUGGCGCUCGUCGAUGCCGAGGAUGGCGCACUUUUGGGCGCCUUACUUCAAGAAACCCUACUCAGUCAGAUCGUGAGCAUGAAUCGCCAACAAGACGAGCCUGCCAUCAAGGCAGUGAACAAACGUGUAAUACGUUUGCCUUCCACUGCUAUAUUGGGUAAAUUGGCGCGCAUUCUAGAAAUUGAUCCCUGCGUGUUAAUUGUGGACAAUGAAGGUGAUGAAGAGGUCAUCAAAGGACUUGCCACCAAAUUAGACGUGCUAGCUUACAUUGCUAAGGGUUCUGUUCACACCAAUGGCACAAAUGGGCAAUAAAAUCGUUGGGACAUGCCUCCAUACUUAAAACUAAUAUUUAAUCCGUUCCGACAGAUGGUUGGAGCUAAUUCAAUGACGUUAGCGCUACUUAAGUCAGAUGUUCCUGCAGGGGAUUAAUUUCCGAACUGUCAGCACUUUUGCUUUUCAAGAUUGGCUAAAGCCAACAAACUCAGCGUAGGCCAUGUAUUCGAAUCGAUAGACAUUAAAUUAAUGAAAAAUAAUUUAGAAAAUGAAAUUUUAUACAUAAUAAAAACUUUUAAGCGGCAUUUGAUAAAUUAACUGUUACUUAAGUUUAUCCAAAUGAUAAAUUAGCUGUUACUUAAGUUGAUCUUAUAUUAAAAAAAACCUUUUUCGUUCCGAAAAUAAGACUAAAAUAAAA